UUAUUGUAUCCCUCCGCCGCAGUCGCACUAGGAAAACAGCUGUGGCGAGGCUAAGGCUAGUUAGCAUCGAUUGUGUUUGUGUGUCCGCGAUUCGAGUCGUUGCUUAAGAGCAAACAGUGAUACCGCUGGAGUGACCGACUUGUGGUCUGUCAUCUCUCUUAACGAUGAAGUUUCAGUACAAAGAAGAGCAUCCCUUUGAGAAGAGGCGGUCUGAAGGCGAAAAAAUAAGGAAGAAGUAUCCGGACAGGGUGCCAGUAAUUGUGGAGAAAGCACCCAAAGCCAGAAUAGGAGAUCUGGACAAGAAGAAAUACCUUGUCCCCUCCGACCUGACAGUGGGUCAGUUUUACUUCCUCAUCCGGAAAAGAAUCCACUUGCGAGCUGAGGACGCGCUCUUCUUCUUUGUAAACAAUGUCAUUCCACCCACCUCAGCUACCAUGGGAUUGUUGUACCAGGAGCAUCAUGAAGAGGACUUUUUCCUCUACAUUGCCUACAGUGAUGAGAGUGUGUAUGGGAACAGCCAAAGGGAAAUCUGAUCCCACUUCAGCCACUACCCACCUUUCUGAGACCUCCACCAUCCAUUCAUUCAUUUAAAUAUUAAAUCCAGCUCAGCAGCCUACAUGUCCCAGAAUGAAUAUGUCAGAUGCACUUUCACCACCUAUACAUUACCCCUCUCGCAACCAAUUCUGUCUUUAUUAUUCUGCAGUCUGAAUUGUAUUUGUCUCCCACUUUUCUUUUCAGUAGCAACUUUGGCUAAGUGGUCUCACGGCCAGUUCUAUUUCUAGUGUCACAACUGAUCAUACUUAAAUAAACAAUGAGAUUAAUGAAAUAAUAUUAGAAAUAGGCCUCUAUUAUAGCUACUCCAGGCUUAAGGGGAGGAGGGUUCAAAUCAGUGGUUAUUGAGAGUGAGGAUAAUUUUUGGUUGUCCAGUUUUAUUUUGAGCUUAGGAUGGGAAAUGAAUACCUUCCUGCACGUAAAUGCAGGCGAAGGCAGCGUAAAGACUUACUGCUGUUCUUUAACUAGGAAAAAACAACAAAAGUGGUUCGAUGUAUUUAAAAGUAUGUUAAGAAGAAGAAUUUUGCUUGCUGCCCCACAUUGGACCUUUGCAAGGAGUAUAAUAGAAUUCAGACUAAACAGUCAUCCUUGGCUUUCAGUGGUAAGACUAUUAUUUUGACUGCUAAUGAUUAUUGUUGUUAUUGUUGUUAAUUUUUAGAUGGCUUACUUUCUAAGGGUUGUGUAAAGCUGAAUGCAAUUUUUCUUCUUUUAAGUUUGUUUCCUUUUUUAAGAAAAAAAAAAGUACAGUUUGAACUCUGUAUACAGCUGCAUUACUGGCUCUUUCUCUCCACUCAUGACCAUACAUGAUAAAAUGUGAUGAAAAACUA
Molecule: messenger RNA, 1379 nt
Organism: Archocentrus centrarchus (flier cichlid)
Lineage: Eukaryota; Metazoa; Chordata; Actinopteri; Cichliformes; Cichlidae
Gene: gabarapa
Product: GABA(A) receptor-associated protein a
Exons: 4
Coding region: 165-533 (122 amino acids)
Source: RefSeq, a predicted model, not a curated record